This is a messenger RNA of Panonychus citri (citrus red mite), 1204 nucleotides long. Its product is annotated as dnaJ homolog subfamily B member 9-like. The transcript has 2 exons. Gene Ontology annotation, molecular function: protein-folding chaperone binding; misfolded protein binding. The coding region runs from base 116 to 895 and encodes 259 amino acids. NCBI's taxonomy places the organism in Eukaryota, Metazoa, Arthropoda, Arachnida, Trombidiformes, Tetranychidae. Gene Ontology annotation, cellular component: endoplasmic reticulum. The record is from RefSeq and is a predicted model, not a curated record.
UUUAAGCUACGUCACUUUAACUGAAUCUUUUUCGUCUCAUUUUUUAUUUCAUUUGUUUUGUUGUUGUUUUUUUUAUUUUAUCUCAUUUUGUUUGUGUCACCUCUCAAUUUCCAUCAUGAAAUAUCCGACACCUUUAUCUGUUGCUGCUACUUUUGCAGCUUUAACUCUCAUCAUGAACGAGAUGGAUUACAUAUCAUGUAAACAAGAUUUUUACGAUCUCCUUGGUGUCAGUAAAACGGCCACUGAUCGAGAAAUUAAAAGAGCCUUUCGGAAAUUGGCCUUAAAAUAUCAUCCAGAUAAAAAUAAGUCCAAAACUGCGGAGGAAAAAUUUCGAGAAAUAGCCGAGGCUUAUGGUACUUUAUCCGAUCCUGAUAAACGUAAGAAAUAUGAUCAAUUUGGACAUUCAGCUUUCUCCUCGGAAAUGCCUUCAGGUCAAGGUGGAGGUUGGACUGGUGGUGGUGCUCAUUUUAGAGCAGAUUUUGAUUAUAAUGAAUUCUUCAGACAUUUUGAUGAUGCAUUCCGAUUCCAUGGAUCUCAUUAUCAAACACAUUACCAUAAUCAUGGAGGUGAUGAAGAUCCUACUCACCAUCAUCAGGGUCAUGAUCAUAGACAUCAUCGAUUUCAAUUCGCUGGAUUCAAUUUUGAUGAUCUUUUCAGCGAAAACAUUUGGGAUGCUGAGGAUAUUCACCAAUUCGGUCACCAUGCUAGUCAAGGUUUCGGUCCAGAGUUUCAUGGAUUUGGUUCUGGUGAAUCGUUUUUCGGUUCUCAUUUCGGUCCAGGUAGUCACCAACAUAGUUCAAUGGAAUUCAAUCAGAAUCCAGGCUCAAGACAAGGCUGUAAGACUGUAACUAAAAGAAUGGGAAAUACCGUUAUGACGAUGACUGAAUGUUCAUGAUUUAAAUGAACAAUUUCUCAAGACUUUCUACUAUUCCAAGAACCUGGCAAAGUCUCCAAUUAAAAUCUGUGCCUUUAGAAAGUGAGAUUUUGAUAUUUGGCUGUAAAAAACAAAUUCGAUAGAUGAAAAAAAAUAUCAAAACCAAACCAAAUAUACUCACCAAAUCUAUUAAUCAUCAAUGUAAAAUUUUCCAUGUAAUCAGUUUGUAAAUUUGUUAACGAUUUUCAUGAGUUUAUCAAAUAAUCGAUAAUUGUUCAUUCUCAUCGGACCAAUUUAUCUAUAAUUUAUUAAAUUCUCUUUUCAGUUGCA